Molecule: messenger RNA, 2303 nt
Organism: Zophobas morio
Lineage: Eukaryota; Metazoa; Arthropoda; Insecta; Coleoptera; Tenebrionidae
Gene: Cog7
Product: conserved oligomeric Golgi complex subunit 7
Exons: 7
Coding region: 52-2238 (728 amino acids)
Biological process (GO): intracellular protein transport; retrograde vesicle-mediated transport, Golgi to endoplasmic reticulum; Golgi organization
Cellular component (GO): COG complex
Source: RefSeq, a predicted model, not a curated record
AUCAGAAUUGAAUAAAAAAAAAGUGAGGUUAGGUUAAACGUCAUCACGAAAAUGGACAUCAGCGCCUUUUCUGACGACAAUUUCGACACGAAAGCCUGGAUCAACGGCAUUCUUAAAAAUGCCGAAAAUCAAGAAAAGAAAGAGAACUACACUAUGUCCAUAGUGAUGAAAUUGCAACUGUGCGUCCAACAAGUGAACAACGCGCUGGAAGAAACCAGUCAGCAGGUCUUAAUGUCACUGCCAAAAAUAAUUCGAGACACGAAAAAUCUCCACCAGGAAGCCACGGUUUUGAAAGAAAAAAUGGCUGCAGUUAGGAACGAAAUCAUCCAGAUUGAGCAGGACACCGGCAAAUCGAUUAACACUAUCGAGAAGCUGGAUUCGAUUAAAAAUGAACUGAACUUGGCUAAGCAGGGGCUUCAUGAAAGUGACAACUGGACUAUUUUAGUUAACGACUUGGAGGAAGUUUUUGACUCCAAAAACAUUGAAAAUAUUUCUACGAAAAUAAUUGGAAUGCAGCGCUCUUUGCAGUUGUUGGUAAACGUGGGUGAUUAUGAGGACCGCAAACUACAACUAGAGGGGCUGAAAAAUAGGCUUGAGGCUAUCGCAAGUCCGGCGAUUGUUCAAGCUUUCACAUCGUCAAACACAGAACAAUCUACCAUGUUUGUGAGAAUUUUUAAUUCAAUGGGGCGUUUACCUCAACUACUUAAGUAUUAUCACAAGUGUCAGAAAGACGUUUUGUUGAAGAAGUGGCGCAACCAAUUGGAGAUAGAACAGGACGAAUCUGUGAUUCAGUGGAUCCAUAAUUUUUAUGGCAUUUUAUUGUCCAAUUGGCACACACAGCAAAAGUGGUUUAAUCAGGUUUUCACCAAUCAGAACAGCUCUGAGUCUUUUGUUGAGAUAUACACAGAUGUGUUGGGUUCUCUGGAUCCUAGUUUGAAUGAGUGCAUUGAUGCCGCUUUGAAGCAAACUGAGGAUAAGUUGGUUUUUUUGCUUGAGGUAAAACAGGUCACACAACAGUUUGCUACAAAUCUUUUGGAUGUUUUGGACCAUAGUUCUAGUGGUAAGCCCCCCAAAGACAAACUCCUCCUCCUAAUGCAAGCCAUCUACAUCCACCUCGUCACCUACACCAACAAAUACGCCGCCUACGAGCAAGCCUUCCUAAUAAAAAAGCUCUCCACCAUCAACUGCAUGAAAGAAGAACUCCCGGACACUAUCCAAGCCCUCGGCUUGAGCAUCCCCCAGGUCAUAGACAUCGCCCGAGACGCGAAAAAGCGCUGUCAACAAAUCACGGAAAACUGCGGCUAUUGCGGCCUCUUGAUCGCCCUCCGAGCAUUCCUCGUCAACUACGCCGACCAAUACAGAGUGGCUUUGCGCCAAAUCGAUCGCAGCAAAAAACAGGAAGAGGACUGGAACACCUUCCAGUUGUGUCUGUCGCUGCUCCAGAACACCGGCGAAGUGUUAGUGAACUUACACCAACUAGAAAAAGACCUAACGGCGACUAUACUGGAAACCAAUCAAAACAAAAGUCAGUUUGAGUACAAGUUGUUGAUGUUGAACGCCGGGGAUCGGAAAGAGUACGAGUCGCUAGUUCGGUGUGUCACGGAAGGCACGCAAUUGUCCCUCUUAGAUCAUGUUAACGCGGAGUUUAAUAAACUGUGUUCCGAUAUUCACCACACGACGUAUCAGGUGGUGUUUUCCCCGAUUGCGAUGCAGUUGGAUGUGGUCCAGGCUGGGCAAACGUGGGCGCAGUUUGCGAAUUCGACGCUGCAUAAUUCGGAUUUGCCCGAUUAUAGUUUUUCGCCACAGGAAUACAUAACUCAGAUUGGUCAGUACUUGAUGACGUUACCCCAACACCUUGAACCUUUCCUAUUCAGAGAAAACCCGUCUCUGACUUGUGCCCUUAGGGCCGUCGAUCAAGAAUAUAGCACUGCAGGGGACGCCGAAGGCUCUCUGGCCCACGUCUUCCUCAAAAUAGUUGCAAGAGGGACCUGUCAAGGUUUCUGCGACCGGAUUUUAUCCAUCUGUGAGUUAAGUCAACCAGCUAGUCGCCAAUUAGCGCACGACAUAGGUUACCUAAACAACGUUCUCCAAGACCUAGGGAUUUCACUCAGCGAAAACCUGCAGCAGUUGGCCACCCUGCUCAAACUCCCCAACGACCAGUACCACUCCGGCAGUGCCGGUUAUUCGGCGCGCUACGUCGCCUCAGUACGACAAAUGAGAAACAUCACGUCGAAUUAAAUUAACCUAAUAAUUAUAUUUAUAACUGUUGUACAAAAAUCUUAAAAUAUACAUUAUUUCUGUUC